CAAAACCUUUCACGUUUUCAGUCUUCCCGUCAUUCUUGUUGUUGUUGAUGAUUGAGGAGGGGCUUGGACUUUGAACUGUGUGAUAUGAAAAACAGAAAAAGAAAGAAAAAUAAUUAAUAUAUUUUCAGACAACCUUUCUAGAUUUGAAUUACGGUUCCGAAACAAGAAGAACAAGUUCUGAAAACACCUACAAAAAUAGAAAAUUAAGGAAAGAAAAUUAAACGCUUUUUUUCGCUCUCACACUCUGUCUUUCUUUCUUUCUCUCUUCUCUUUGUCAAAAAAAAAGAAACUGGGGACCUGGUGUGUGGUUGAUGAAAUCUCUCAUUUCAUGUUCAAUGUAGUCUAGGUUUUCCAUCUAGGGCAUCGAAAUUUAUAUCAAUUCAUGAUGCUCUGUUGUCCAUUACUACGAAAUCGGAUUCAAACAUGGCUGCGGGAUUACGAUCAGCUUCAAUCGUCUGCUGUAAUACUCAUAUACAUUCAAAUCGGUUGUGCUUUGGUUGGAUCUCUUGGGGCAUUGUUUAACGGUGUAUUGCUUAUUAAUUUGGCUAUAGCGUUAUUUGCACUUGUUGCGAUUGAGAGUAGUAGUCAGAGGCUUGGUCGUACUUAUGCUGUUCUUCUUUUCUGUGCAAUAAUUGUGGAUAUCUCCUGGUUCAUUCUUUUCUCUCAUCAAAUUUGGAACAUUUCUUCUGAGAAGUACAGUCCGUAUCUUAUAUUUUCCUUAAGGCUUGCUUUCUUGAUGCAAAUUCUUGGCUCUUCAAUAAGAUUGGCAUCUUCAUUAUUAUGGAUUCAGAUAUAUAGGUUGGGGGUUUCUUAUGUGGAUACGACGGCCUCUCGAGAUGCAGAUUUUGAUAUAAGAGAGAGUUUCUUGAAUCCUAUAGCUCCUGGAGUAGUGAGUCAGAACUCUGAUUCUGAAAUUAUAGGAGGUUCCAUCUAUGACCCGACAUACUAUUCAUCCCUUUUUGGAGAUACAUCUCAAGAUGAUGGUUUCGAAUAUGGGGGAAACUCACAUGCUGCUGUCAAUGUUAGUGGGUCUACCCCUAAUGCUGAAACGCCCCAGCUGAAGUCCUGCUUUAGCAGAUCUUUUCAAGUAGCCAAUGUAGGAGUGCUGAGAAAAAUAAGAAAAGAGAAGGCAAUGAUCUCCACCGGAUCUUCAGUUUGUGUGGUGAUUGUGCGUCUGACAUCCACUGCAAAAUCUUCACUCGCUUUUCUCAAUUAUUCUGAGAUUUAAAUUGGGGGUGUCAGGCCAAGUUAGGCCAGACCAAGGUAGUAAUGUACAGAAGCGGGGUUUGUACAGUUAGCCAAAUUUUAGCCAUUCUUUUUCCACAAUCAUAUGGGGUAUUCAUACCAUUUGCAAAUGGGCAAGAGAAACUGUUGCCAACAUUAGUCCUGUUUUGUAUUAAAAAAUCAAUUAUCCUAAAAAUGAUCAUUCUUUUUUGUACUCCUGAUGAUGGUAGUUGUCACAUGCCCAUUUAACA
Papaver somniferum (opium poppy) is the source of this 1475-nucleotide messenger RNA. RefSeq lists its product as uncharacterized. The record is from RefSeq and is a predicted model, not a curated record. Bases 383 to 1228 code for a protein of 281 amino acids. NCBI's taxonomy places the organism in Eukaryota, Viridiplantae, Streptophyta, Magnoliopsida, Ranunculales, Papaveraceae. The transcript has 5 exons.